Drosophila subobscura is the source of this 505-nucleotide messenger RNA. RefSeq names its product protein CTLA-2-alpha (gene cer). The transcript is spliced from 2 exons. The coding region runs from base 122 to 361 and encodes 79 amino acids. NCBI's taxonomy places the organism in Eukaryota, Metazoa, Arthropoda, Insecta, Diptera, Drosophilidae. The record is from RefSeq and is a predicted model, not a curated record.
AAAGCAUGAGCCAUACUGAUAAUAUUCUUUGUUUGGAUUUUGUGACUCAGGAAUAAACUCGCCCUCAGUAUCAUAAUAAUAAAAAUUGCUUGUCAGAAAAAUAUAUGUAUAUAGUGCCAACAUGUCUCUCGUAACAGAUGCAGAGUGGACCGACUACAAAGCCAAAUUCAACAAGAGCUACGAGGCAGAGGAGGAUCUUAUGCGACGGGAUCUCUACGAGAAGGCGAAGGCGAAAGUGGAGGAGCACAAUCGAAAAUAUGAUAGCGGCGAAGUAACUUGGAAAAUGGCAAUAAAUCAUUUAUCGGAUGACACUCAGGAUGAAUUCGCGAAGCGGUGCGGCAAGAGGACACCUCCAAAAUAAUGUAUGAAUUCCAUGAAUCUCAACGAAAGUGCAUUUCAACAUGGCCCAAAACGGAAUAUUCUCUAUUUUUAUAAAUAUUUGUAUCAGUAUGUUUUUACCCAACAAACAAUAUAUUAAACAAUAAAUCAGCUGUUCUUCAAUGUA